This is a messenger RNA of Aspergillus ochraceoroseus IBT 24754, 410 nucleotides long. RefSeq lists its product as uncharacterized. The record is from RefSeq and is a predicted model, not a curated record. The transcript has a single exon. The coding region runs from base 149 to 343 and encodes 64 amino acids. Lineage: Eukaryota; Fungi; Ascomycota; Eurotiomycetes; Eurotiales; Aspergillaceae.
AAGAUACUCUUACCUACUAUUAGUAUUGCUUGGUCCUGGUCGCGAUUAGGAUCCCGGGAAGUACCAAGAACUACUAGGUACGUUCUAACUUCUCCAUAGUCGAAGGACCGGAAUCGUGGUGGGCCACUCACCAGUCCCAGUCACAAGCAUGGUUCAUGGCUGCUACUUAGCCUUCCGAAUUCCUAUCCAUGUCGGUCGAUGGAUGGAGUCUGGUGGAGCUGACGGAGCCCUGCUCCGUACAUGGAUAGGAGAUCGGGAGGGGAGGUUAGAGGUUAUACUGACUGCACUCACUAAGGUGGCAUUCAUUAUUGCCAUACGGAGUACCAUACGGAGUAAAUAUUGACAAGCCGGUUAACUAACUAUGUGUUACUCCGUAGUGAUUUGACUACUCAUUGAAGGGGGAAAAAAAG